This is a messenger RNA of Dreissena polymorpha, 1151 nucleotides long. Its product is annotated as fibropellin-1-like. Gene Ontology annotation, biological process: Notch signaling pathway. Gene Ontology annotation, molecular function: peptidase inhibitor activity; Notch binding; calcium ion binding. Lineage: Eukaryota; Metazoa; Mollusca; Bivalvia; Myida; Dreissenidae. The record is from RefSeq and is a predicted model, not a curated record. The transcript has 11 exons. Bases 119 to 1111 code for a protein of 330 amino acids.
AUCUUCCAGAAGACAGCGAACCUAGCAGUGAAGAAAACGUCCGGCUCGAGGGUGUCGGACUCAACUGGAUUAGCAGAGCCGCCCGCAGAAGUUCCCUUCUAUAAGGAAAUAUGUACAGAUGACGCCGAUACAUAUCGUUUUCGUAUUAGCGAGCCUUUGCGUUCUGGCUUCGGCUACCAACCGACCAUGCACCUACAAAGGACAAAACUAUCGGCACGAUCAAACUUUCAUAGACGUUUAUAGCGAGUGCAAAUGUAACGAUGGACAAGUCACAUGUUCUCAACGCGUAUAUGGCAAGAAACAAUGCACGUACAAAGAAAAAACCUAUCAGGACGGUCAAACUUUCAUAGACGUUUAUAGCGAGUGCACAUGCAACGAUGGAACAGUCACAUGUUCUCAACGCGCUUAUGCCAACAUCGACGAGUGUGCCACCAAUCCAUGCAAGAACGGAGCCACGUGCAUCAAUGGGCAGAACAAGUACACGUGCAUGUGUACUGGAGGUUGGCAGGGAACCAAUUGUGACCAAGACAUCGACGAGUGUGUGGGCAAUCCAUGCAAGAACGGAGCCACGUGCAUCAAUGGGCAGAACAAGUACACGUGCACGUGUGCUGGAGGUUGGCAGGGAACCAAUUGUGAACAAGACAUCAACGAGUGUGCCACCAACCCGUGUAAAAACGGAGCCACGUGCAACAAUCUUCUCAACAACUACACGUGUACGUGUACAGGAGGAUGGCAGGGAACCAACUGUGACCAAGACAUCGACGAGUGUGCCACCAAUCCAUGCAAGAACGGGGCCUCGUGCAUCAAUGGACAGAACAAGUACACGUGCACGUGUGCUGCAGGUUGGCAGGGAACCAACUGUGACCAUGACAUCAACGAGUGUGCCACCAAUCCUUGUAAGAACGGAGCCACGUGCAUCAAUGGACAGAACCAGUACACGUGCACGUGUAAAGGGGGAUGGCAAGGAACCAACUGUGACCAAGAGAACACAUGCACCUACGAAGGAAACACCUACCAGGACGGUCAAACGUUCAAAGACGAAUGUAAUACUUGCAAAUGCCACAAGAAUGGAAAGGUCACGUGUUCUAACCGCAAAUGUCCAACGUAUUAGUGGCAGAGUCGAACAAGUAACCAAAGCGCAACACAUGACC